CUCGCGUAUAUUUAUACUUUCAACUUAUCUAGAGAGAAAAAAAAAACAGAUAGAAUAGAUACCGUGUUGAAUUGCAGCAGUGAUAAGUAACCAUGGCAGUGGGAAAAGUCCAUUUAGUUUGUUUCUUUGUACUUACAGUAAUUCAAUAUGUAAAAGGGGAUUAUAUAGCAGCCGUUGUCGAAUAUCAACCGAUUAUUCUGAGCUCUGUAAACGAAACUGUGGAACAAAAUUUAGCUCAAUACGUUUGGUAUAUAGAAAAAGCUAAGGAAAGUUACGUACAAAUUAUAGUUUUUCCUGAAUACGGUUUGACUGGAAUCGUUAAUGAUACAACUGGAUAUGCAAUUCAAAUUCCUAAUGUUGGUAACGACACCGAUUUCGAAAAUUAUUGGUUACAAAAACUAUCGAACGCGGCUCGUGGUAAUGGAAUAUAUGUUGUAACGAAUUUAUUAGAAAAAGUGAUAGACGAAUCCAAUAAAACAUUGUAUUAUAGUACUAACCUUGUAUUUGAUAAAAAUGGAAAAAUAGUUGCUAAAUAUCGAAAAAUAAAUCUUUCGUCUGAACCUCAAUUAACACCAGGAAAUCCUGACCAAAAUCAAACAACAUUCAUUACUGAUUUUGGUAUCACGUUUGGUGUAUUUUCCAGUCAGGACAUCUUUUUCAGUAAUCCUUCGAAAACUAUACUUUCUAAAAACGUAACUGAUGUCGUGUAUCCAACUUCUUGGUCAUCAUUUUUACCUUACUUUCAUUCAUUAACAACGCAAUCCGGAUACGCAAUUGCCAAUAGAAUAAAUCUUUUGGCGGCUGGUUUGGAUAUCCCAGAAGUAGGAAUAGGUGGUAGUGGGAUAUGGGGGGCAGAUGGUACUGCAUUUGCUUAUUACAUCUCAGGAAACGCCGGAAGUAAAUUAUUGAUAGCUACUGUUAAAAAUACUCCGGAUAUGAGAGUUUUAGGAGAAGGAACGAAAUUAAGAGGAUUCGAAAAUUUGGAUAACAACGUUGCCAAUCAUUUAGAUACAUACAACGCCAGUAGAUUCUUCGAUUAUGAUAAAUAUUCAUUCAAAACUUUAAACAUAUCUCGAUUGAAUGUUAGUAAAGAAGUUUGCCACAAGGGUUUCUGUUGCCAAUUCUCGGUUAACGUAUCUUAUGCACCUGUCAACUCAGAGGAAGUCUAUAGAAUUAUGGCUUACACCGGCCCCAUUGGAAUAUUAGGUAGUAAAAAAACCCAUAAAAUAUGUUCUUUGAUUGGUUGCGCCACUUCUGAUAUAAGUACUUGCGGUAAACACAACGUGGGACUUACCACUAAAUUUAAAAGAAUAUCAGUGAACACGAGCAUCUCGAGUGAUUCUUACUCAUUCUAUCGACCGAUAUCUCUAACUACAAACCUUGUACCGGUGUUUAAUAGUACCUUUAAUUUUGUUAUUGCAAAUCACGCGAGGAAAGUAGUUUAUUUGAAUGAUCAAGAACCGUCCGAUGUUGUCGCUUUUGGAAUAAUGGAAACUAGUAGCGCCGUUUCCAACACGUUCAAUAUCGUAUUCUUUACCUGUAUUUAUGUAUUUCAUCGUUUAUUUUUGUAAGUUUUGAAAAUGUAAAUAUUAUUAAGAUUGUAAACUCCCUCGUAUUUUUUUUGAUACAAGAUAACAAUAUUGUAACAAAUAUAUGAUAAAACUGAAA
Molecule: messenger RNA, 1668 nt
Organism: Diorhabda carinulata
Lineage: Eukaryota; Metazoa; Arthropoda; Insecta; Coleoptera; Chrysomelidae
Product: vanin-like protein 1
Exons: 9
Coding region: 93-1571 (492 amino acids)
Source: RefSeq, a predicted model, not a curated record